Meloidogyne enterolobii is the source of this 1068-nucleotide messenger RNA. Lineage: Eukaryota; Metazoa; Nematoda; Chromadorea; Rhabditida; Meloidogynidae. The record is from the annotation of a GenBank genome assembly.
AUGAAUUCAUCAUUUGAGGAUGCGUCAUUCAAGCUUUCAAUCAGAGGGAAACAAUUGGAAUUUCUUUCAGGUCAUGUACUUCUUAAUCAGUCAACUGUGUGCUACAAAGAGGAAAAACAUCGCAUGCUAAAAGAAUGGAAGAUUUUGGACAAUAAUUACAUCAAGGAUACCAAAAAUCAAAACUUCACCCAUCUCUUCACUUUCCAUAUUAUGCCAAUAAAAGCGAUGCGACAAAGUUUACAGAAUACUUGGGCAGGCUGUAAUGGAAAUGUGACAAAUCCAGGCUGUAGUAAAGAAGCAACAAUGUUGAAAUGUGACAAUAUAAGCAUUCGAUUUGACAAAGAACACUUCAGAAUUCUUGUUCCGGAAGCUCAAGUCGCAGAAAAUGGCACUUCAACAGAUGGGAGCAAAAAUUUGUCUGUUUCAACAACACAAAAUAUGGACACUACAAGUGAAUUACUAGACACUACAACUGCUAACGGUAUAAAGUUUACAAAGACGUCGCCCGCUACCGAGCCUUCAGGAAUGUCUACAACUACCAUUGUGUUUAUUAUUUCUGGCAUUGUAGUUUUGGUUUUUGUAAGCAUUCUUGUUGUUGUGUUUUGCACUUUGUCUCGACGAAAAAAAGAAGAAAACGGACAAAGUAAACAAGAAGAAAGUCAAUACAGUAAUCCACAUUCAACUCAAUCAACUACAAAUAUGUCUACAACAUCAGACUCCAAUGUUGACGUUGAAGUGCCACCUGUUGCUACCGCUGAAGAAGAAAGUGAAGAACGAACAGAAGAAAAACCAGACUUCAAUGAUGUCGACACUGUUGAAAAUACACAAAUCGAGCCGGGAGAACCUUCUAAUGCCAAAACUGGAGUUGUAGUCCCUGAUUCUUUUAUUGAUAUGGAAGGCAUUGGAGCUAAGCGCGACAACGAUUUUUCUGUAAAAUCUGACGUAACUGUUCCUGAUACUUUGAUUAGCACAAAUACUGUUCAUGAGGACCUCGUUGUUGCAGAAGAUCCGAUUAUUCAUAAUGCAAAAUCUGGCGUGGAAGUUCCUGAUAGCGUUAAUGAAGAUUAA